AUGUCCAUCUUCCCUGUAGGCUGUAUCAGUCCUUUAAAUUUGUAUUCUACAACUAACCAAGAUUUUACACAUGAUAUCAGUCUUUUAAUCACUAUCUACUUAUUUUGGGCAGGAUGGCUAUAUGCUGGAGUUAGUAGCAACAGACAUGGGGAAAGCUCUAAGCUUACAUUUAUUGUUGUUAUAGGUGUUCCUGUUGGAUACUAUUCUUCUUCUUUGAAGGAGCUACUAAAAGCCCUAGAUGAUUCAGCAGGGAAUGGAUCUGAGUGGCUCGAGUUGUCACCAGCUGAUUCCACUAAGACAACUCAAGCAGACACAUCCUCAGUCUCAUGUGGAAGAAUAAAGUGUUCCGUCCUUUCACCAAGAUCAAUAGUAGCCAACACGGAUAAAGGCUUCAUUAGGGACCGAAAUUCUGGGUCUCUACAAGUUGGGCCUACCAAGGAAGGCCCCUGGACCACAGUGAGACUAAACUAUGUUGCACACGUUGCCUGCUGGCCAUUAGGAAAUGUUGUAGUUGCAAGUGAAGUCCUUGUAGAGGAUGGAAAUAGAUAUGUGAAUAUCAGAUCUUUGGUUUCAGUUACCAACAACACAGAUUUAGUACUCGAAUUGUGCCUCCAGCUUGAUGCUUCUAAAGAGAAUUUGGAUACCUUAGAAGAUUCCAGAACGGAUUCCCCAAAAGAUGCCAUAGAGACAGAUGUACAGAAACAGAUUGUCAUUGGAGAACUGAAACCUAGAGAAAGUCUUCCACUUCCACUUUUUGUACUUGUCCAUUCUGGAUUAUAUGUUCUCCAAUUAAGACCUACUCUAGAUGAUGAUCACAAGGAAUAUUCAUGGAGCUCUGUAAUGGAUAAGCAUGCAGUGUCAGAAGAUGAUAGUAGGCCCAAAGAAACUUCUGGAAUACAUGUCUCAAAUAUGAAUGAGUUUGAGGAACUUAUAUACUGCUAUGAGAUAAGUGGAACAUCAUCAAUUCCGUCACAUGGAUUGUGGCUUUGUUUGGCCAUUCAAGCAUCCGAGAUCUCUAAGGACAUCCGUUAUGAUCCAAUUCAGGAUUGGAAUAUUGUGGUGAAGUCCCCUCUAUCUAUCACCAAUAAUCUUCCUCUAACAGCUGAAUUUUUUGAUCUUGAAAUGCAAAGAAAUGGCCAUUUUAAAGCAUGCUCUAGAGGUGUAUUUACUCCAGGUGAAACAGUGAAGGUCCUAAAUCCCGACAUUAGAAACCCCUUGUACUUUUCUCUGUUUCCACAACGGGGGUGGCUCCCAAUACACGUGAGAUAUUGCAUUCAUAUUUCCUUUUUCCCAUUCAACCCAACAUUUUUUCUCCAAUUGACAUGA
Molecule: messenger RNA, 1326 nt
Organism: Lactuca sativa (garden lettuce)
Lineage: Eukaryota; Viridiplantae; Streptophyta; Magnoliopsida; Asterales; Asteraceae
Source: RefSeq, a predicted model, not a curated record